AUGAACUUGAUACUUUUCUCUCAUUCGCCCAAUUUCUACAGGACAGAAGUUUCCACAAAGCUUUCUACGAACUCCAACAACACUCCUGAUGGCCCGUCGUCGAUGGAGAUGCCGGUUUUCAAGAAAUAUCUUUGCACAAGCAUCCAUCAGAAAGUAUGCCGAGCAACGAUAUUCUUCUUGCUCAUCGAUUGCUUCCUUCUGCUUGAACUCAUGAUUUCACCGGCAUCAAUGAAGCCAAGCACCCUGAAAGGGCCUGUCGUUCAUGAGAUGAGCUUUGCUAACUUCUCUCUCGAUUACAAGUACAUUCUAUUGCCUGAUCUCUCCUUAUGCGAUGGCUCCCGGAACCAUACUCCGCUGUUAGUUGCUACUGUGCUAUCUACCAUAGAACGAUCUGAGAUGCGACAAGCUAUUCGAGAAACCUGGGCAUCACCGAAGGAAUCCCGUUCCGUCAAAAAAGGACGAGUGCUGGUCUAUUUUAUCCUCUCUGCACCAACCACGGUGCAUGACUUGUAUAUGCUACGCAAGGAGCAGAGAAAAUACAAUGACUUGAUAGUGACAAACUUACCAGAAGCCUACGAUAACCUUGUCUUUAAGGUGUACGCUUCGAUAGUUUUCCAUCAACAGUACUGUCCGAAGGCGAAAUUUCUAAUGAAAAUUGACGACGAUGUUGCUGUUCAUUUUGAUCGUAUGAUAGAUUUAUGGAAAAUUGAUAACAAAGCGGAUAUGUCGCUCUACUGCCGAGUUUGGUCCAAAUCGUUACCUCAGCGAAAGCCAGGAAAUAAAUGGUUUGUGCCAAAACAAAUGUGGCCGGAACGUUUCUUCCCUCAGUACUGUAACGGUCCAAUGUACAUAGUCGGAAAGGCAGCUGGGCAAGUUAUUCUCGAUCAGGCGCAGAUCUUUAUACCGAUGACGAUAGAGGACCUUUUCUAUACCGGAAUUUUGAUCGACUCUACUGGUGUUCGACGAAUAAAUUGGGCAAAAAAUAUUAUUCACACAACCAAGAGAGGCCGUGUCGUGGUGUUCUUCAUUUUGUCUAUUCCAAAUUGGGACAAUCCACGGCAAUUAAAAGAGCUAGUGGAGGAGCAAUACAGAUAUGGUGACCUCAUUGCCACAGACCUGACAGAUUCCUAUGAGAAUCUCGUACAAAAGGUGCAUGCGUGUAUGACUUUCCACAUGCAAUUUUGCUCAUCUGUACCGUUUUUACUGAAAGUCGAUGACGACGUUGCUGUGCAUCCUGACAGACUAGUAGCUAGCUGGAUUUGGGAACCGGGUUCGCUACGUCGCUUGUAUUGUUCUGUUCAUUACAAUACUGCUCCAAUCCGCGACCCAUAUAACAAGUGGUUUGUCUCAAAAAACGUUUGGCCUUUCAAAUAUUAUCCUCCUUACUGCAACGGACCGUUUUACGUGAUGGGUAACGAGACAGUAAAGGAGAUUGCUGAAACGUCUUUAUACUUUGCUCCUUUCGUGAUGGAGGAUGUUUUCUAUACAGGACUUGUGGCAGGAGCUCUUAAAACAGAUUUCGUAGAUUGGGACAGGAGGAUAAUGCAUCUCCUUGAGGUAGAGAGCUCCGUAUCUUUGAAAUAA
Messenger RNA from Haemonchus placei, 1584 nucleotides. NCBI's taxonomy places the organism in Eukaryota, Metazoa, Nematoda, Chromadorea, Rhabditida, Trichostrongylidae. The record is from the annotation of a GenBank genome assembly.